AUGUCAGAUUCGCAACCUUGCUCAACUCCUUCUACCCGCGGCAAGUCUGAUAGUGGAUAUAUCCCUGGAGAUGACACAUGGACCCAAUGGCGCAAUAUAUUUGCUAUCUUGACGGGACAGAUGACGGAUGAGGGAAAGGAACAGUUCCGGAUUGCACGAGAUAUCCGCAAUGAAGCCGCAGAUUGCAAGCGCUGUGAAGAUCAAAGAGACUACCUAUUACAGUACAGGGGCGAUCUUUCCAGUCACAAUAUCUAUUGCCGACGCUGUACGAGCAGAAAGGCUGGGGGUUUUGAUCCGGAAUAUGGCAUCUUACUUUGCGCGAACGAGAUGAAGGACCAAGGGCAUCUGGAGGACACAAUGGCACAUGAGAUGGUUCAUGCAUACGACCACUUGAGAUUUAAGGUGGACUGGACGGAUAAUUUGAGGCAUGCGGCUUGCACAGAGAUCCGAGCAAGCUCCCUCAGUGGUGAGUGCAGAUGGGCGCGAGAAUUCUUCAGACGUGGUCAGUGGAAAUUCACUCAGCAACAUCAGGAAUGUGUAAGAAGAAGGGCCAUCUUGUCAGUAAGAGCUAGACCUGGAUGCAAGGAUGAAGCCCAUGCGGAGAAAGUGGUCAAUGAGGUUUGGGACAGCUGUUUCAGAGACACGCGGCCCUUCGACGAGAUUUACCGUUGA
Molecule: messenger RNA, 672 nt
Organism: Aspergillus fumigatus Af293
Lineage: Eukaryota; Fungi; Ascomycota; Eurotiomycetes; Eurotiales; Aspergillaceae
Product: putative Ku70-binding protein
Exons: 3
Coding region: 1-672 (223 amino acids)
Biological process (GO): mitochondrial proton-transporting ATP synthase complex assembly; mitochondrial protein processing
Cellular component (GO): extrinsic component of mitochondrial inner membrane
Molecular function (GO): metalloendopeptidase activity
Source: RefSeq, a predicted model, not a curated record